Molecule: messenger RNA, 2599 nt
Organism: Mus caroli (Ryukyu mouse)
Lineage: Eukaryota; Metazoa; Chordata; Mammalia; Rodentia; Muridae
Gene: Atf1
Product: activating transcription factor 1
Biological process (GO): regulation of transcription by RNA polymerase II
Cellular component (GO): ATF4-CREB1 transcription factor complex; nucleus
Molecular function (GO): protein binding; RNA polymerase II cis-regulatory region sequence-specific DNA binding; DNA-binding transcription factor activity, RNA polymerase II-specific
Source: RefSeq, a predicted model, not a curated record
CUCAAGACCUCUGGAAGAGCAGUCAGUGCUCUUAACCACUGAGCCAUCUCUCCAGCCCUUCAACCUCUUUUUCAGGGAAGGAAACUAAGACGCCUUUUCCUCACUCACCAGCUGAGAAGUCUGUACUUGAUAUUUACUGUUCACUCAUGACAGUCUGCUGGGCACUGAGCACACUUUACUCCAAACAGGCACUGCCUUUAGAGAGCUUAAAGCUGGGAGAAACAGGCAGGCUAGUAAACAUAGCUGUUAAGUAAUACAGAGAUAAUGUGCCAGGCAAGACAAAUGUAUUAAAAUAGGACCUGAUCCAGGCAUAGUGGCACAUGCCUUUAACCCCAGCUCAGGCGGCAGAGGCUCUAAAGAUCAAACCAACCUCCUAUCCCUCACUCAGGAAUGAACGAAAACCACAGGAGUUGGAACAGUAAGGAAUGGCAGUAAGAGCACCGGGGAGGAAGAAGCUGGUGGACCUCUGUUCAAGGACAGCUGAUCUACACAGUGGGUUCAAGAGACCCAAGGACAGAUAGAUCCUGUCUCCAAACAUUCCAAAUUGAUUAUGGAAGAUUCCCACAAGAGUAACACGUCAGAGACUGCAUCUCAGCCUGGUUCAACCGUUGCGGGGCCUCACGUUUCUCAGAUAGUACAUCAGGUGUCAUCGCUAUCAGAAAGUGAGGAGUCUCAGGACUCAUCUGACAGCAUAGGCUCCUCACAGAAAGCUCACGGGAUCCUGGCCCGGCGCCCAUCCUACAGGAAAAUUUUGAAAGACCUCUCUUCUGAAGAUACACGGGGCAGAAAAGGGGAAGGAGAAAAUCCCAGCAUUUCCGCCAUCACGUCUAUGUCUGUUCCAGCCCCCAUCUAUCAGACGAGCAGCGGACAGUACAUUGCCAUUGCCCCAAACGGAGCCUUACAGUUGGCCAGUCCAAGCACGGAUGGAGUGCAGGCACUGCAGACAUUAACCAUGACAAAUUCAAGCAGCACUCAGCAGGGGACGAUCCUCCAGUAUGCACAGACCUCUGAUGGACAGCAGAUCCUCGUCCCGAGCAACCAGGUGGUUGUACAGACUGCAUCAGGAGAUAUGCAGACCUACCAGAUCCGUACCACACCGUCUGCCACGUCACUCCCGCAGACCGUGGUGAUGACUUCUCCUGUGACUCUUACAUCUCAGACAACAAAGACAGAUGACCCCCAACUAAGAAGAGAAAUACGACUGAUGAAAAACAGAGAAGCUGCCCGAGAGUGCCGCCGGAAGAAGAAGGAGUACGUGAAGUGCCUGGAGAACCGUGUUGCUGUUCUGGAAAAUCAAAAUAAAACUCUAAUAGAGGAGCUAAAGACUUUGAAGGACCUUUAUUCUCAUAAAAGUGUUUGAUUCUUUAAAGAGAAAGUAUUUUUUGUGGACUUAAAGCUUAAAAAUUAGGUGGAUUUCUUUUUAGUGGAGUUCUAUAAAUUCAAAGGUCAAAGAAGCUACUUUGUACUAGGUUUUCACAAACAGACAUGAUGGAGGGAGAACGGAGAUGACCUUCAGGAAGCUGCUGUCUCAGUUGGAAGCUCCGAAAAGAGUGCUCAAGGAAUGGACUUUCAGCAGUUUAAAUAGAAAUAAUGGUCAGCAACAAAAAUGGCAGGUGACAUUAGUGAAGCAGUCCGUUCCUGCUACGUCUGUAUUUCUCUGUUCCCUAAAACUUGCCUUUGUGUGUGUGCGAGUGUGUGUGUGUGUGUGCGUGCGUGUGUGUCAUUUCUGCCAAUAAAUUUACAAAUGUAAAAGCAUAAAGCGUUACUAAGUAUGUAAAUUAUGUGGUCUGAUUGUGUCGUAAUGUCAGGUGUGUUAAAUGAGUUUUUAGCAGUUAGUUUGGUUGGACUCGAUUGGUUUGGAGAUCUCCUAAAUGGCGUAGAGAUGCAUCAGCCUAUGGUGGAGAUGGUUUGUGACUUUGCUUUAUCAGAAUGGAAAGAGAGCUGUCUGCAAGUUUGACAGUUUAAUAGUUUGGUUUUUGCUUCCUCUGAUAAGGGCAAGUACAUAAUAGAUUGGUUUUGUUUUUUGUUUUUUGAUUCUCUAAUCCUGUGUGCAGUUGAAGAUCAUUCUCUUGUGCUUUAACAGAAUGAAGUGUUUACAAAGGCCCUCAAAUGUUUUAAAUAACCUGAAUAUGCACACCAAAGCUUUCCUGAGGGAUUUUAUAAUCAUCUUACCGUAAGGUUUGUCAGGUUCUAAAACAGUUACUGAGGCAAUCUUACAUUGAGACUAUUGUGUAAUGUAGCCCAUGGUACCUUUAUAAAAGAAGUGACUGCCGAUAUAUUUUUAUAGUGAAUCUUUAUAAAUUCUAAUGUUGAGUUUUUAAUGAUUAUUUUAAAUGUUUAUAUAGUUUGUUUAGCAAAAAAAAUUUGUAUCUCAAAGUAUCAUUUUUAUAUUAUGAGAAGAGUAAAGUUUUCAAAUUGGCUGAUAAUUGAAUUGUAUGUUUUAUAUAACGUUUUAUCUAAAGUUUCAGCUGUGGUCAGUACACCAGCAUUUAACCUCUGUAUUCUAAUCUGUGUACACUUGGAAACUGCAGAACUGUUGUGUGCCUACAGAGUAUGUUUCAUAUUGUCAGUGAAAUUAAAAAACAUUUGAUAAGAUCAA